Molecule: messenger RNA, 966 nt
Organism: Moneuplotes crassus
Lineage: Eukaryota; Ciliophora; Spirotrichea; Euplotida; Euplotidae
Source: the annotation of a GenBank genome assembly
CUUGAUUUGUAGAAAAUGUCUGACGACGAAUUCAUUCCUGACGAGGAGACUGCUCCAACUAGCCCUGUAAAGAAAGUUACAAAGGAGAAAAGUACAGAGAAAAGGCUUAAAAAUAUCCUAAACCAAGCUGAAGCAUAUACUAAGAAAAUCCUUGGUACGAAAACUAAAGGAAGAAGGGUGAAAAAAGCCAGUGCAAAAACCAUCCAAAAAGGUAAAUCUAGAAGGCACUGAAAUGACUCGAAUGAAGAUAUCAACUCAAAUGAAGAAGAAAAUAACUGAGAAAAGGAUGACUUCUUGCUACUAAAUCAGCCAAGCAUUCUUAAGCAUGAGCUUCGCAAUUACCAACUAAAUGGAUUGAACUGGCUGAUUAGUCUCUAUCACCAUAAAGCUAGUGGAAUCCUAGCAGAUGAGAUGGGGCUGGGUAAGACUAUUCAAACUAUUGCCCUGUUAGCGUUCUUAAAAGAAUACAAGAAGAUCACUAAAUAUUUCUUGGUCAUUGCACCUAAAAGUUGUAUUCCAAAUUGGAUAAAAGAGUUUAAAGAAUGGCUUCCUUGAAUGAAAGUUGUCAAUUUGAUACCAAAGAAAGCUAAAAGAGAAGAAAUCAUUCGUAAUGACCUUCAACCUGAUAUGUUCAAUAUCUGAGUAACCACAUAUGAAGGAGUUAGGAUAUGUCUAGACCACUUACAAAAAUUUGACUGGGAAUACCUCAUUGUAGAUGAAGCUCAUAAAAUGAAGAAUGAGGCAUCACAGUUAUCCAAGAAGCUUAGGAUGUUAAAGUCUAACUACAGACUCCUUCUCACAGGGACUCCAUUACAGAACAACUUACAUGAGCUAUGGGCCCUUUUGAAUUUCUUGAUGCCAAAAAUCUUUUCAUCUUCUGAUGACUUUGACGAGCUCUUCAAUGUUACUAAAAAAAUGUGAUGAUGAAGAACUUGCCGAACAAAGAAAUGAAUUAAUGAUUAAGCA